UGUUUUCGAAAUCCCCUUCGGUUAACCACAGACGCCAUAUUUGAUCAGCGAUAGGUAUGGCGUAGAAUUGAGGAUGUUUUGAUUAUCGUAUGAGUAAUCAAUCUUGCUAAUUAGAUUAAUUAUAGAACAUAACAGUUUCAGAUAAUUUGAGAGAAAAAGAUUUGAAGUUGGGAUCCAUGAUAUGGAUCGUGAUUGAGAAUGAACCGUGAGGUGCCCGGAGUGAUUUCCAAUGUAUAUAACAGCGAAUCGCCUCGCUCGAGCACAGCAGAUUCGUCAUCUGACAGUGAGAACGCAAGCUCAUCAGAAAAAGAAUUCUCUGUUCAAGGGACUAAUUUUAAUCAAGGACAGUUAAAGCUUACCAUCUCAGCUAAACAGAAAAGCUCAUCUUCAUCAUCUGUAGGGUAUGAUGAAGAACUGGGCUCCAGACUGAAGGAAGUGGACAGUGUUUUUGUUGACACAGGGCAAUCAUGUAGAACCAACCCAGAGCAGUAUGUAAGAAAAUCGUCAAAGAUGGACCUGAAUACAGCUGAUUGCCACCAAGACACAAAAGAAUCUAAAUUUGAUGCUUCAGGAUCCAGUAGAAAUCAUGAGGAAAAUUCAUCAGAAGGAUUUCAGAACACAUUCCACCAGUUUUUACAGUCUUCAAACUCAAAUGAAGGUAUUCAAUUGUCAGAGGAAGGCAGGACAUCAAAAAAUAAAAAUGUGCAAGGAAGUAAAGAAAAACUGUCCAGUAGUUGCUAUGUUCUGUUGGAUAAAGAUAGCUCUCCAAUGAAAAGGCAUUACAAAAAGUUUGCAUCAAAGACGGAUGCAAGACAUGCUGUUGGAAACUUUGACAAAAUCCGAGAGAAAACUAAAUCUUUGGCAUCAAAAAAGAGGAAAAUCAGUCUUUUUAACAAAGAAAAGGAGGAUGACAUUUCUCAAAGUGAACAAGAACAGAAUGAAAUGUGCAUUUCUGAAUCUGCUGGUCAAGAUUCGCAUGACAAUAUAUUCGAGAAAAUGAACAAUGCUCUGAGCAACAUAUCAUCUGAAGGGGAAAAUAAAUUACAAAAGAAAAGAAAAACACCAAAGACAAGUAAAUCAAAACUAAGUAUUCAAAAUAGUGAUCUAGAAAAGGAAAGUGAAAGUCCAUGUGAAAUAAAUGCAUCAAGACUGGCUGCAGAUGUGGCUGGAAAUGAGUUCAUUUUCAGGAACACAAGAAGUGGGGAUGAAUCUGAUGCCAUGUCAGAUCGCACACGUCCAGGAAGUGUUCAUGACCAGCAAGAAAGCUUUGCUAGGUUGGACAACAUGCAGUCAAAUGUGUCACCAGACAGUGGUAUAUCUCUAGCAGAUUCACCAGUCGGAAAUGAAUCUCCAGGAUCGGGAACAUUGUCCGAUAUUGCAUGUGUUAGUUCAAAAGUCAGUGUAGGUGGAUAUACUUGUGAUCCUUGUUAUGUUCAAACAAGUGAAAAAAAUAAUUCUGCUGAAACAACUUCUUGUGGCUUGACAACUGCAUAUGAAAUAGGUGAUACUGUGAAUGAUGAAGCUGCGGUCAAUUCACAGAAAUCCUACAGUAAGCAUGAUAAAGAGCUUGAAAUGGACCCUUUGCACUGUGAUAGUUUAGUUGUGAAUACGAACUUGGGUGAUAAUAUUCUAGGUUGUUGCAGUAGUAGCGAUACAUCUUCACAUUCGCCUUCGCCAAAGAAGAAAAGUGUGGGCCGUGUACCAAAAAGAGCUGAAUUUUUGCGACGCCACAAGAGUAGUACAUUGCUGACUACGGGUAAAAUGCCAGUUCAAAUUGAUGACACAAAUAAUAAAGAUGACAAACCAUUUUCAGUGCCAUUAAUACCUGGUCCUUCUUUGCAAGAGAGACUAGCAGAAUGUCCAGACAGAGUUCUGUCAGAAGGUGAACAACAAAAGUCAAAGAAAAGGAAAUACAUUCGCCGUAAACAACCUAAUGAUAAAGUUCUUCAGAAAGCAUUUGAUGUAUAUGAGUUCCAUGAGGGAGACAAACCAAUCAAAAAGCGAAGUGUUGGGCGUCCUCCAGGUCGGGGGAGAGGAAAGAUCUCGGCAAGUGGAAGGGGGCCUGGUCGACCACCAGGAAAGUUAAAAAGAGGUCCUGGAAGGCCACCUAAAGUAGUUACCUCACAUGUUGUAAAGAGAGGACCAGGGCGACCCAAAGGCUCCCUAAACAAAAAAACAAUACUAGCAAGAGCUGGCGCAGUGUUUUCUAGUUGUGUAAAUACCUCUCAAAGUUCAUCCAUUGCUCUUCAUACCAAUAAAAAUGACUCUACAAGGGAAGAAUCAGACUUGGUUCUUCCCGACAAUAUUUUGGACAAUUUAUCUCAAAUUGAUGCCAACUCAGACUUAAUUAACCUUUCAGAUAUCUCACCAUCCAAAUCAUCCGAGUCAUCACUUUCUGAGGCUCAAAACAAUUAUCUGCAAAACUUAUCUGAUAUUUCUCCAGCUAAAUCAACAUCCAGUGUGGACAGUUCUACAUUUUCUUUUAAACCCCCCAUUGUUCAAAUGCAUGCAACAUCUCCAAUUCCUGAACAAAAACCUCCAGAGAAGCGAAAAGUGGGAAGACCAAGAAAACGGCCAUUGAAACCUUUGGAUUCUGAGGAUUCUGAUAGACCUGUAAAUGUCCCAAAUUUAUUGUAUGAAGGUAAAGAGACGGAAGAUAGAGAACUUGUGUCCAUUAUUGAAAGUGUACAGAGCUCUAUUUCUUCACAGUUUCAGAACCCAAGCAUAUCAACUCUGGAUGAAAUGCCAGAGAGUUCCAUUGAAGAUGAACUUAAUUCCAUUGAACCCUCUUUUGAUCCUGUGCCUUCUGUUCAUCAUGAGCAUAGUAGUGGGUUGAAAUUGAAACAGGGUCCAAAGAUUCGUAAACCAAAACUGCAUGUUAUGAUGCGAAAACAUGGCAACUUGAAAAGCAAAAGAGGCCGGAAGAAGAAGUACACUGUCACCCCCACAGAGUCGUUGGGGUCUAAGUUUACAAGCAAGUAUGGUGCUUUCUCAUCCAAGUUUAGAUUACUGAGUCCCAGGUCAUUUGGGUUUACAAGUAAACCUAAUGUUUUGACACCCAGUAUUCUUGAUUCGGAUCCAGAGGAUGACAUGGGGAAUAAAAAUUUUCUACAUAGGAUGAAACAGCAACAGAAACAGAAGAAGAGAAAAGAAAAGUUGAUUAACUUUCGAUCCAAACACAGAAACAUUGUUGACCCUCGAUUUUUGACGGAUAUGGAAUAUGUGAUUGAUAACUUUCAUCUUUUGGCCAUUUCUCGACCAGAGGAAACCUUCAUAAGAGUGAAACCAGGAGAAGUUCCAUUACCAAGUAUCUUCAAGCUUACCAAGAUCAAUGUGAAACCAAAGAAAAAGGAUACGAGGCACCCUUUUGAAAUUGAGAAAGUGAAACGGUUAAAAACUUCACGCAGGGAUUUUGCUUUUCAGAUAAUGGAGAAAAAGUCCAAAAUGAAGUCAUUUCAUAGGAAAAUGUUCAGUCUGAAAGAAAAGAAGUUCUCAGCCCCAUGGGAUUAUUCUGAUGACAACCUAGAUUUGCAGCAGUAUGUUCCAAAUGUUCCCCCAAAGAAGAGACACAAGUUUUUGUCAGAUAUUCCUCCAACAACAAGAACUGUGUCUGAUGAGGGAAAGGAGUCAAUGCAGCAGCCAGAAAAACGUAAACCAGGGCGGCCCAGAAAGAAUCCAGUAUUAAAAUUAAGCUUGGAAAGUAGAGACAGUGAAGCAACACCAAGGAACAUGCCAGUAUCAUCUUCAUGUCUCAGAAAUUCCUCCUCAAAUGAUGUUACCAAAGAUGUUAGAGAAAGUAAUAUGAACCCUCAGGGAUUAAUUAAUUCAUGUGAGUCUCUUAGAAUUCCAUUGGCUACAGACAAAUCCUGUAAGAAUAACUUGGUUGUGUCAACAGAUUCAAAUUUGAAUGGAUUUCAGGUUAAUUCUAUAAGUGUUCAAACUGAUUCAGAAUUGUCUUGUGUGGAUUGCAUUCAGUUGCAGUGUGGUUCAAAAUUAGCUCAUCGUAAAAGAGGGCGUAAGCCUGGCAGUUCUUUGUCAAAAGACACAUGUAAGGUGGCUAUAGGACAGUUCUCUAAGUCCUUUGCAACAAAAAUCAAAGAAAAACUCCUCAGAGGUAGAAAAAAGAAACGGAAAGUGGGGCGUCCCCGUUUAAGACCAUUGGAAGACGAUCCAAAAGUGGAGAAAAUUGUCCACAGAAAGAAAUCUCACUCACGACUGUCCCCCAGCAAACUUAAUCCACAACCUGUGGAAGAGGACCUUGUGUGCAAUAAUGUGACUGCUGAUAGAGACAGUGUUAUUAAUACCAUUGAGUCUGUGAUACGAAAUGUGUGCUCAGAAUAUGAACCUCUGCCAUCAAAAGAACAGAAAAAUAGCUCCGUUUCUUACUUGGAUAGUGAUGACGAGGACUAUGUGCCAUCCAAACGUUACAAAAAAAGGAAUUACUUGAAGACUAAGCUUCCUAGUACGUCCACUGAGGCCUCUGAUUCUGACAUCAGCAGCAAGAGAGAUGGGACAGGAUAUCCAAAGAAAAAAUAUCAGAAGGCUGGUCUCUUCUCCGACACUUACAAGGAAGACCCAGACACAAGGAAGACUCACUCCAGUGGCAGCACAGGCAAAAGUCGUGAAAAGGUGGUGUAUAAAAAACAGGGUAGUCUAAUGCCAGCACCCAUCCAUGUGGGCAAACACCUCAGAGAACGUCAGUGUGACUUUCUGCUGUCGUACGAUAUCUGGUGGCAACUGAACAAUGAUCUGUUACCAAAGAGAGAGGGUCAUGAAGAAAAGUAUAGAAAGAUCAGAAAUAAUAUCCAUGUUGAUGUCAAGCCAAUUUGUGAUGAAGCACAUCCAUGUACCUGUAAGCGACCUUAUGACCCAGAGGUGAAAGGUUGUGGUGAGGAAUGUCUGAACAGAAUGAUGUAUACGGAGUGUGACAUUAGUACCUGCCCUUGUCAGGAUCAAUGUCUUAAUCAGCGCUUCCAGAAACAUGAAUGGGUAUCAGACUUAGAAGUCAUAGUCACAAAGGAUAGAGGAUAUGGAGUCAAAACUUCAGAAUCUAUAUCAAGUGGUCAGUUUAUACUGGAGUACCUGGGUGAGGUUGUGAGUGAGGUGGAGUUUAGGAGGAGGAUGACAGAGGAGUACUCCCAGGAGCGUCACCACUACUGCCUGAACCUGGACAGUGGGGCCGUCAUUGACGGCUACAGGAUGGGAAACAUUGGACGAUACGUUAACCAUUCAUGUGAACCCAACUGUGAGAUGCAGAAAUGGAAUGUAAAUGGGGUGUACAGAAUGGGUCUGUUUGCUUUGAAGGACAUUUCACCCAACAUAGAACUCACCUAUGACUAUAACUUCCACUCCUUCAAUGUAGAUGCUCAGCAACUGUGUCAGUGUGGAAGUGAGAAUUGUCGAGGAGUGAUAGGCGGUAAGACCCAGAGAGUGAAUGGUCAAGUGAAAUCCAAAGGUCCAGGCAGACCACCCAAGGAUAAACGCAAGUCCAAGAACCGACUGAAGAAAUACAAGGAAAAGAAGUCUGCAAAAGACAGCAGUGCCUCCUCCACAUUGUCCACAAUGAAGCCUAUGUCACAAAAGGAACGCCACUUUGCCAGAUCUCAUGCCAUCUUCCUCUUGCGGAAUAUUGAUAAACAGAGACACAUCAGCCGUAAAGCACCAGAAAAGCUGGACAAGGAGGAAGAAUAUAUGAAAGCCACAGGGUAUACCAAAAAAGAUGUCUUUAUGUCUCAACUGACUGCCCUUAAAACAUCUAGAUCUGUAAAAACAAGACGACUUGCCUUGGCAGAAGAAAACACCGAGGUGACACAGACUGCUAGACUUGCCCAAGUUUUUAACAAUGUCUGUCGGCAAGUCAUGGAAUACAAAGAUAAGGAAGAAAGAGACCCUGUUUCUACUUUUGCACUGCCAUCAAAGAAGAAACACCCAGAAUAUUACACAGUCAUUGAACACCCCAUAGAUUUCCACAUCAUUGAGAAAAAUAUCUUAUCAGGGACAUACGCAGAUCUGGAAGCCUUUGAUAAAGACAUGAAUACUUUGUUUAAGAAUGCAGAGAGGUACAGUGGUCGGUCCUCGUGGAUGGGUCAGCUGGUGGCAGAGCUCCGUAAGGUGUACGUCACGGCCAAAGCCGAGGCUUCCCCCAUACUGGAAGACAUUCUGGGAGAAGGAAGUCUUCAGUCCAUGGAGAAGGAAACCACAGAGACAGAAACCAUAGAAGGACAUGAAGAGGAAGAAGAAGAAGUAAUUCGAUGCGUUUGUGGAAUUUUUCGAGAUGAGGGUCUGAUGAUCCAGUGUGAAAAGUGCUUUAUCUGGCAGCAUUGUGACUGUAUGAAGGUCAAGGGAGAGGUGGAGAACUAUCUGUGUGAGCUUUGUCAGCCCAGAUCUGUUGAAAAAGAGAUACUGGCUGACCCUCAACCGGAUGAUGCUACAGAUGGCUGGACGUAUUACAUGACUCUGAUGAGGGAUGACAUCCAGAUUCGUGUAGGAGACUGUGUGUAUGUGUUACGAGAGGUGCCCAAACCAGAGGACCGCAUUCCUAUUGAUUCUGUCAAAACUUCAUACAGAGUCAUCUCCGAGAUAGGACAGGAUAAGCUUGAUAUCUUCCGCAUUGAACGUUUGUGGAAAGAUGAAAAUGGUAGAAACUUUGCCUUUGGUCAUAACUACUACAGACCUCAUGAGACAUUCCAUGAACCGUCCAGAAAAUUCUUUCCCAAUGAGGUGUUCAGAAUGCCUAUUUAUGAAAUCAUCCCUUUUGAUGCCAUUGUUGGGAGCAGUUGUGUGAUGGAUUUGAAUACUUUCUGUAAGGGACGUCCCAAAGGAACCCGUGAACAGGAUAUUUUUAUCUGUGAAUACAGAAUGGACAAAACUGCUCAUCUCUUCUAUAAAAUAUCUAAACACCCGUAUGUCAUCAAUACAAAGUCCUACUGUUUUGACAAGUAUGAGAAGAGACUGAAUCCAAAAAGGACAUACUCUCCCCACGAAGUACCAGAGCAAUACAGACGUAAGACUUCGUGGGAGGAGCGUUCACAAUCGGAGAUUCCCAAACGCAAGAAAACAAUAAAGGAGCAUUUACAAGACAGUGCUAAAACAGAAGAACAGAGAGAAAUGAUGGUCAAAAUAGAGGAGGAGAAGAAAAAAGAAAAAACAGAACACAUAAAUGCUAUUGCAUUGAAACUUCUGGAUCAAGCCCCAAAGAAACAAAGGUUGGAUGUGUCAUAUCUCCUGGACAAGAAACGACAACAGAAAAAAACACAUGUUCUGGAUGUCUGAACAGCUGUGCCAAAGAAACUAACACUGCUGUAAAAACUGAGGUACUCCACCGAACAGUUCUAAAUAGCCCUAAAUACCAGAGAGUGGGAGAAAAAAGUAGGCCACAAAAUGGAUUCUUCUAAUAUUUACUUAUUCUGCUGACUCAAAAACUGAUUUGUUGAUAAAGGUGCUGUGGGUCUACUUGGUAAUAAAAGUGGUAGACUUUAAAUGCUUUAUGCCAUUAUAUUGCCAUUUGAACUGAGGGCUGCCUUGAGAGGGGGGGGUGUAUAUGAAUAUUAUGAAUUUAAAUAUCAUCAGUUGUGUUUUCUAGGUUUACAGACAAUUUACUGUAUUUACAAUAGUAGUGUUGUGAAGAAAAAAAUCUGAUCUACUUGUAAUAAAAGAAAUGUCUAAAAGCAGAAAAUUCUCUUUAAUACAAUUU
Saccostrea cuccullata (small rock oyster) is the source of this 7693-nucleotide messenger RNA. Its product is annotated as histone-lysine N-methyltransferase ASH1L-like. Gene Ontology annotation, biological process: regulation of DNA-templated transcription. The record is from RefSeq and is a predicted model, not a curated record. Gene Ontology annotation, molecular function: histone H3K4 methyltransferase activity; protein binding; DNA binding. The transcript is spliced from 24 exons. Gene Ontology annotation, cellular component: nucleus; nucleoplasm. NCBI's taxonomy places the organism in Eukaryota, Metazoa, Mollusca, Bivalvia, Ostreida, Ostreidae. Bases 199 to 7272 code for a protein of 2357 amino acids.